Theobroma umbraticum is the source of this 1519-nucleotide messenger RNA. RefSeq names its product transcription termination factor MTERF8, chloroplastic-like. The record is from RefSeq and is a predicted model, not a curated record. Gene Ontology annotation, molecular function: double-stranded DNA binding. Gene Ontology annotation, biological process: regulation of DNA-templated transcription. NCBI's taxonomy places the organism in Eukaryota, Viridiplantae, Streptophyta, Magnoliopsida, Malvales, Malvaceae.
UCCUCACAAUGCAAGUACUGAAAUCAUCUUCCGUUUUCUCUACUCCCCAUUUCCUCAAUUUCUCCUUAAAACCCAAAUCAUUUAUUUUUCUUCUCUACUAUUCUUCUUCUUCGUCUUCUCCUUGUUCCUCUUCUUCUUCAACCUCAGUUUCAAAUUCUCCCCUUUUCAAUUACCUCGUAAAGAACUUGGAUUUCACUGAAACUCAAGCUCUUUCAAUCGCUAACCGUUACCCUAACGUCAAAUCCUUCGAAAAGCCCCAAUCUGUUGACAACUUUUUCAGAAAUGUUGGCUUUUCUAAUGCCCAAAUAGCCGCUUCUGUACGAAACGUGCCUCAAAUUCUCUUUGCUAAUGUAGAAACGGAGCUUAGGCCAAAAAUCAAGUGUUUUCAAAAUCUGGGUCUUAUGGGUACUCACCUGGGUAAGUUCCUUUCCAGGAAUUCUGUGCUUUUAGCUUGUAGUUUAGACAAAAAGUUGAUUCCUUCUAUCCAAAUUGUCAAGAGAGUUUUAGGGAAUAAUGAAAAUAAGGACCUGAUCAAGGUCUUCGAUAGAAGCAAUGGUUUUAUUGCCAGUGGUCGCAUAUUAAAGUUGUCGAGAAACAUUGAGUAUUUGGAGAGCUGUGGGAUUGUUGGGUCUCAGCUCUCAAGGUUGUUAAAGAGACAACCUAGGAUUUUCAGAAUGCGACAAUCUGCAUUAAGGGACCUCGUUUCCAGGGUUUUAGAUAUGGGUUUUUCAACUGAUUCGAGGAUGUUAAUACAUGCUAUUCAUACUAUGAAUCGCUUGAGUGAACAAACACUUAAGAAAAAAUGGGAAUUACUAAAGAGUUUUGGUUUUUCGGAAAAUGAUUGCUUGGAUAUGUUUAGGAAGGCCCCAGGUCUCUUUAGGCCCUCUGAGGAGAAAAUGAAGUUAGGAAUAGUGUUCUUUAUGAGUUUAGCAAAGGUUGAUAAGAAUGUGUUGGUUUCUAGACCUCAUCUGUUGAUGAAUAGCUUGGAAGACCGAGUGAUUCCUCGAUACAGAGUUUUGCAGAUUAUCAAGGUCAAGAAGUUGUUGAAGAAGGAACCGAGUUUUCUUAACCUUUUGGACUAUAAGGAGAGAGAAUUCUUGCAGUUCAUCUCAAGGUUUACAGAUCAUGUGGAGGAGCUGUUGAUGGCUUACAAGGCUCAUCUUUUGCACACUUAAGAAGAAGAAGAAGAAGAAACAUGAUAGAAGUCUCUUUUUGUAAAACUUGGUGUCACUUGACCUGCACCAAUCUCAAUUAAUAAUGGCCAGUUUUGAGCCUUCAUGUUGAUUCAAUCAGAAAUUAGGCAUGUGACAGGUCCUGAGUUUGCUAUUUGACAAGAUAGGAAAUAUCAACAGAAAUGUUUAAGAUGCCCUUUCAUGUUUUAUGGAACUUAAGGGAUCAAUACUGUGAUGGUCUCCAUCCAUAAUCUCAAUGUUCAAGUUGUGUAAAAACAAGAAAUGUUGAGAUUAUGUGUUUUAAAGUACAAGCUCGUUAAAAAGAGAUUUGUAGUGGAUGAAAGAGU